Molecule: messenger RNA, 888 nt
Organism: Pisolithus orientalis
Lineage: Eukaryota; Fungi; Basidiomycota; Agaricomycetes; Boletales; Pisolithaceae
Exons: 2
Coding region: 1-888 (295 amino acids)
Molecular function (GO): protein binding
Source: RefSeq, a predicted model, not a curated record
AUGAAGUCCGAGCUGUCGACUUCCACAGCUAGAGCUCCGUUCGAUCGCGUCGAUGCCGACGUCAUCCUUCUCUCUUCGGAUAACGUCGAGUUCUGGGUCUUUAAAGUGAUCCUGUCGCUCUCAUCUCCUAUUCUCGAGAACAUGUUUUGGUUGGGCAGCUCACAGAAGAGUCAUUCCGAGACAUCCCUGCCCACUUUCGAAGUUUCGGAGAGCAGUACCACCCUAGAUACCUUGCUCAGACUCAUCUAUCCAACCACCACUCCUGCUUUGCGUUCCUACAACGACGCAAAAGAUUUCCUGAGAGCCGUUGCAAAGUAUAACAUAUCUGAUGAUGCUUUGCCUCGCGCCAAGGAAUUGAUCGCGGCACAAUACUUGAAAGAACAUUUCUUGUCCAUUUACGCUCUUUCCUGUCGCUAUGGUUGGAAAGAUCUGGCCCAAAGAGCGGCAAUGGAGAGUCUUCGGUUGGAUGUACUGGAUAGGACCGUUCCCUAUGUCGAGGAGAUGGAAGACAUGACGGCAGCAACCUACCGCAGGUUGCUGUUGUAUCACAGAGCGUGUGCAGCCGCGGCUCACGAUGCGGACACAAACGAAAGGUGGUUCCCACCUACGAAUUACGGACGGUGCGCCAAAUGCUACCGCGACGUUAGUAAUUCCGGGAUCAAAAACUAUAGGACUGCCUGUAAGGAAAGGUUGCUGCGACGGCCGUCUCCGUCAACGAUUUCCGCGCUUGAAAUACCCGAUGACGUGGCAUCGACCUGGUUUGAGUCGUCCAGCGUCCGUUGCCAUCAUCAGCUACAGUAUUUCCAAGAAUUUCGCAGAGCAUAUGUCACGGAAGUGAAGAGAGUGAUAUCAAACGUUGAAUUGGAAUUUUCCCAACAAGGAGCGUGA